This is a messenger RNA of Gossypium arboreum, 1440 nucleotides long. RefSeq lists its product as uncharacterized. The transcript is spliced from 7 exons. NCBI's taxonomy places the organism in Eukaryota, Viridiplantae, Streptophyta, Magnoliopsida, Malvales, Malvaceae. The coding region runs from base 717 to 1286 and encodes 189 amino acids. The record is from RefSeq and is a predicted model, not a curated record.
GCCUCUAGUUAUGUACUACAAUUAUUAGCUUUGUCCUUGACUAUCAAGAUAUUCACGUGGAGGUUGUUACCUGAAAUCAAUUUUGGGUAAUCUCUUGAUUAGAUCACCAAGGCACUAAGGCGAAAGUAAGGAACUACUCGGACUUACUUUCCCUUUAGAAUUUCUAUUUACCUAUUUAUCACUUAGAGUAAACAGCAGACGCAUAAAUCAAAAUUGUCGGUAUGGUAGCAAUUGUAUUAGGCAGUGGAUGCGAAGAGAUAAAUGAUGGAUCAGAGAUUGGGCUCAAGGAAUUGUUUGACUCAAUCAAGCAUCUAGCAUUGAUCAAAGGAUCAACAGGGGCAGCGUUGGUAACGCAGAUUAUCAAGCCUUUUCUUUCACUCCAUGAGCCGAAGGGAAAAAAGCAAGAGAAGAUGGGUGUAUAAUGGUCUUUUAACAUUAAACAAUACGAUCAUACAGGAACGACUCUACCCACCGGUCAUGGUUACGUACAAGUUUGAGGAAAGUCAAAACACUACCCGUUAACACAACAGUGAUAAGAGAAAAAUUAUCUCUUCAUCUUUUGUUAGAAAUUCUUUUUCUAUAACCAAAUCAUUAUCUGUUUCUUUCAAACUUAUUCUUUCUUUUUCUGCUCCUGCUGCCUAUACAAAAAGAGAUCAACUUCUGAUAGGUCCCGUAGCAGUUUAUAGUCUCGGCAAAGAUUGAGAAGUGGUGCAUUCAUGUUGAAUCUGUUCAGUUUCCGGGGGCUGCCUUGGACUGGUGCUAAUGGUCAGCAAAAGGUUCAGUUGACGGCUGCAGAGUUGGAAUCACUUAGAUCGGAACUCGCUGAUAUAGAAGAGAGAGAAGCUCACAUGAAAGCUCGGUUGGAACAUAUCGAUGGGAUUUUGCGAUCGGCUCGACUUUCUGGCUAUUUGUACAUUCGAACCAGAUGGACAGCUUUACCCGGAGAACCUGCUCCUAUCGAUGAUACCAAAAUCAACGAUUGGCUUCCUCGAUUCAUUGUUCUUCACGGCCAAUGUAUAUUCUUCUAUUUACUCUCCACAGAUUUGAGCCCUCAGGAUUCCACCCUACUAUCCGAUGUGGUGGAAGUAGGUUCCUUGCCAUGUUUUACGAGAGAAGAUGAAGGAACACGAUAUUCCUUUUAUAUCUUAACUCGCCAAGGACUGCGCUAUGAAUGUUCACAUGUUUCUCAAAUACAGGUGGACACCUGGCUAUCGGCUUUGCAGACAGGCUGCAAGGUGGUUUCUGAAUCUGAUGUUUUAGUUCCAAAUGGUUCAAGUAAAAAGUAGAAUCAUUUACAGAUUUUGUAACAGUAAGUUGUAAAUAUAAGGUGAAAGUUACAAUUACUAACAAAUUGUCUUGUGAAUGUAAAUAUAGGAUGCCACUUUCCAUUAAUAAAACAUCAUCCAUCUUCGAGGAUUCCUUAAAUUUAGAAAUGACAAA